GUUGUCUAUAAUUUUGUACCGUAUGCAAUAUUGACAAAUCAUAUUCGGAAAUACUAAACUAUUAAUCUUGGUCAUUAUUAUAUACUUAUAUUCUACAUUAUUAUCAAUAUUCAUUUUUGAAAGCUGUCAACGUGCUUUUAGUUAAACGUGUUGUAAUAAUUAAAACGUAAGUUUAUAUUAAUAUUAAUUUGGUCUUUAUGUUUUUAAUUUUAUCAAAAUAAUUAUUGCCAUAAAAUAUUGAUUUAAUUUAGUUUUUGUUUGCACUAAAUAAUUUUCGCUUUCCAACUAGGCAUAAUGUCAACUCAAAUUGUAACCAGUGAAAGUAAUAAGGAAAACGUGUCAGAAAUUGAGGGAAAAAAAACACCUAUAUUCUCUGUGGAAAGUAUCCUUUUUUAAAUAAAUCAAAUUAUGUUUAUUGAUAUCAAACUAUUUUCAAUAAUAUAAAACGUAUGCUUGAAAAACAAAUAUAUUUUAUGCUGUAAUUUGUAUGUACCUGUUAAUUACUCAAUAAUGAAACAAUUUACAAACUGUAUUUAUACAAGGGGCUCUGCUUUCUGCCCGCCAACCCCUGUAACUCGUAAAAUAUACUAUAAUAUAAUAUGAAAGAUAUAAAUAAUGAUUUUAUAUAAUGAAGAAUCAACUUAAAUUGCAAUUAAUUUACAAAUAAAAACAUAUUAUUGAAUGUAUUUGUAUUAAAUGAACCUUUCUAAGGUCUAGAUGAGGUGUGGCCAAACAGUUUGUAAUCGCGAUCGACCGGUAGAUAGAUCACAGAUGAUUUAAAUUUUGUUAAAAUUUAUUCUUAUGUUAUUAGUAGAUAAAUAACAAUUGCUUAUCAUUUCUAUCUUAAUAUAUUAUCUUUAUUUUGUUUUAAAUUUAUCAAGUAAUACAAUUCAAUAGACUAUUCUAGCAAUGGUAUUUACAAUAAUAUUAUAUUAGCCUUAAUAAUAGUGUAAUGAAAAAUUAGUUUUAUUAUUUUGUACGUGUAUGUGUAUUAUUAAUACCUAUUAGGUAAUUUAUAAUUAUACAUUUUUGUUAUGAAGUUGAUUAUCAAAGGAAAAAUAUAUACUUAGUAGAUCUCUACCAAAAAAAGUUUGGCCACCUCUGGUUUGAUAUAUGUCUAAAAAUAUAGUAUAAAUAUAUCUACUAAAAAUAUUGUGCUUUCUUUUAAAUAAAUUGUAUAUUAUACCUAGUUUUUAAAAAUAUAUCUGUGGUACUAAUAGAUCAUACACUUAAUGCAAAUAAAUAUUUAAAUUUAAACUUUCUUUAACAAUAUUUGAAUAGUAUUAAAGAUUAUUAAAGAAGCCCAACAACAGCACGGUUUAAGACACAAUGACUAUCAAAGAUACAGGUAAAUCUCAAAUAGUAACUUUUUAUUUUUUUCUUAGUAACUUCGGUAUUUAAGACCAUAUUGUCUAGCAUAUUUGCCUUCAUCUUUCUCUGUCUAAUUAUAAUUUCUUCCAAUCCUCAGACUUUACUUUUUAAACUUCCAACUUCUUGUUAUAUAUAUUUAUUUACUUUUAAUUUUUAGAGGUUAUUGUACCAGGCGUAUUAGACGUUUGCGAAAAGUUAUGCACUUGCAACAAGGUGAUCGAAGACAUUUCCGUAAGAAAACCAUUACAGAAGUACAUCUUACAGAUGAAAGGUAAAAUUAAUAAUAUAUUUCUACUAUACUGUAAUGUAUUAAUUAUUUAAUUAUUUUGUAACAUUUAGAGCCAUUUAUAUUCCAUUGAUGUUGGCUGAAAGAGCGUGGAGUUAUGCAAUGCAGCUUCGAGUUGAAGCCAAUACGGAACCCAGAAAAAAAUUUCAUUUGGUAUCCAGAUUGAGAAAAGCUGCAAGUUAUGCUUUACAACUUCAAAAGCUUUGUGAGGUAUUAUAUUUAUUAUUUUACUAAACUGAUCUGUUUUUCUAAAAUAAAUAUAUUUUAGUCUGACAAAUUUGAUGCACGUACUCAAUUGGAAACUCAAGCUUACGUAGCUUGGUGUGAAGGAAUGUUACAAUUUGAGUUACAAGAAUGGAAGCCAUCUAUAGAAAAUUUAAAAAAAGCUCAGUAAGUUAAACUUUUGAGUUUUUAUAUAAUGAAAAGAUAAUUAAUAAUCUGUGUAAUGAAGUGUUUAAAAUAUAAAAUUUAAAAAUAAAAUAUACCAUUACUAUACCCUAAUAUACCCUUUAAUUAAAAGAAAAAACUUGUUGGUUUUUACAAAUUUACAAGACAUUUUUGUUAGCACAACAUUAAAUUACUUUAUUCUAUAAAUUAUUUAUUAAAAACAAUUUGUCUUGUUUAGAAUGAUUUAUGAAAAAUUAGCAACUGCCCUAAAUGAGGAAGAUGCUAUUUUAUAUAGAAAUCGUUAUGAAGAAUUAGAGCCAAGCUUGCGUUUUUGUGCUUAUAAUAUUGGUAAUGAAACAGAUGUCAAUCAUUUAUUGCAUUUACGUAAUCAAGCACAAGGGGAUUUAUUAGUUACUUUGGACGUUAGUAUUUUAUUAGAAAAAUCAAAUUAAUAUUUUAAUAUGUAAAUAAUAAAUUGUUUAUCAAUUUAGACUUUGAUGGCCCAAACAAGAGACUCAUUGAGCGAAGUAACUUGGAGAAAUCGUACAGUGCCAGUAAAGAAUUCUCGUGUUCGGACUUUUUUGUUGGCUAAUCGAGAUUAUGAUAGUAUGUUGGAGAAAUGUACAACUUUAGCUGAAAAAAGUGCUUCAUUAGAACAACAUUUGAUGGAUUGCAAAGAUGCUAUGCUUGCAAUUAGAGAUGAUAUCAAAACUGAACAGGUUGUUUGAUUUUGUUUGUUUUUAUUAUUAGGCACUUAAAUUGGAGAAAUUCUAAUUUUUAUUUCAGAAAACUGACGGUUCUUUAACUUCUUCAACAUCUUCGUUCCAAUAUCUUCAUACUUAUUUGUCAUUUAUACGUUUGGAAAGAUCAAUUCAGCGUAAUUUAUUAUUAAUUGAAAGUGCAUUGCAAAAUGAUAGCAAACAAGGAAUGAUCGUAUGUUCAUAAUGAUAUUUUUGAUUUGAAAUUAUCAUUUAUUUUUUGUUAAUUUAACUUAGGGAAGUAAGAAACUUCAAGACGUUACCAGAUUGUAUGAGAUUUUGUUACAAAACAUUUCGGAAGAACAACAGUUGCCAGGUUUGGAAGAUGAUUCAGAGUUCCAAGAAAAUUUAAACAUCAAGGCCAAAGCAUAUAAAGCAUUUAGGUUAAUCAAUAAUAUUUCCAUAGUGUUUAUUAUUUCAAUUAUAUUACCAUAUUGUACUUAUUUUUUCUUUCUUUAGAUGCUAUUAUAUAGGUCAGAGUUUAAGUACUCUGCACCGUUGGAGAGAUACAAUGGCUAUGUAUGAGCGUGCAUUAUUCCAUGCAUCUUCUGCUAUUAAUCAAGUUAAUGAUGAUUUGAAAACACGUUUAAGUAACUUGGUAGACACUAUAGAGUCCUCUAAAUACCGUGCCCAUGCUCAAAGUGUUCUUGAACAAGACAACGAGGAAGAAUUGGAUAGUUUGAAGAAUGCUAAAUUACAAAAGGUAUUAUUAAUAAUAAAUUGCUUGUUUCUUGUUUAACGAACAUUUAAUUAAUAAAUAUAAUUUUAGUUGCCUUUAACAAAACGGUUGGAAGAGUAUUAUGAAGAUUCGAGUGUAUUAGGUAAAGAUCCAAAUAUUAUAAAAAUACCACCUGAAAUGGAAGAAAUACAAUGCAAGCCAUUAUUCUUUGAUGUUGCAUUAAACUUUGUAAAACUGCCUGCAUUUAAGAAACAACAACAACCUAUUUCUGAUCCAGUUAAUAAAGAGGGUAUUUCUGGAUUUGUGAAAGGUUUGUGGGGUUGGGGUGGAAAAAAGAAGUAAACAUAAUUAUAGGUACUUAUUUGUAUUCUUGAACUAUUUUAAAUAUUUUAAUAUGUAAUUACAUAUUGUACAUGGUUCAAAAUAUAUUUUUUAUGUUUUAAUACAACAUAAGAUAAAGUUAAAACAAAAAGAUUUAAACAUUAAUAUAUGUCUUCUAUUUUGUAUACAAUAUUCAACUAUUCCCGACUGUAGUCUCUUCAUUUAUUUUUAAUAAUAAUAAUAAAACAGAAUUGAUAAUGGUUUGUUAUAUAAUAAUUAUUUACAAAUUUAUAAUAAAGGUAGUGGCAUAUCAUGUUAAAGUAUAUAAUGUACUUGUAUUUGAUAAUUAGUUUAUAAGCGACAGUAAUAUUACAAGAUAAGUUAAAUUUAAUAUUUAUAAAUAAAAAUAAAUAAAUACAAAUUUUUGAUGUUAAUUUUUUUACCGUCUAACUAACAUGUCUGUCCACUUUUAUCUCGUCUUGCCGCAUGACUUCUGGCAUGCUUUCUCAAGUGAUCUUUUCUAUAAAAUGCUCGGCCGCAUUCUAUGCAAGCAUGACGUUUCUCACCUGUAUGUACUACUUUGUGAAGAGUUAGCUGUUCUUUGCGUUUAAACGCUUUGCCACAUAUUGUACAUGCGAAUGGUCUUUCGGAACUAUGGCUCUGUCUGUGUCUUGUCAAAUGAUCCUUACGUUUAAGCCCAGCACCACAAAUGUCGCAAACAAACCGUCGUUCUGUUGCAUGAGUACUAAGAUGUUCCUCCAACAAAUGCUUGUCCAAAUAUUCAGCUUGACAUUCUGGACAUCCGAACAUAGUUGUCCCAUCCGCACAAUUAGUAAUUCUUAUUUGACCAGGCUUUGGUUUGAACUGUGGAGAUGUUAAAGUUAAACGGUUAGUGGUGUUAGUUGGUUUUUCAGUCUUUUUCCUUUUCUUGGGUUUUGGUUCUUCCUUUUCUUUAAUGCCUUCUCCAGAAUAUUUUAAAAAAUGAUGCAAAGUGAGUGUUGCCGGUAAAUGAGAUAAGUAAUCUGCUACUGUUGAUCCGGGUGCAGCAAUGCUCUGCCACGAAGGCGGCAUUCCGCUUGGUUGAGUAACUUCACCUUCGUUUGAAUAAUGAGACCCGUUAUUGCCGUUUAAGUGUAUGCCACUCAUACCAGCAUAAUCCUGGUCCAUUUGAAGUGGACCAGAAGCAAAAUGAGUGCCUAUCAUAGCGAAAUCCAUUUGCUGGAGGAUAUCGCUUGAACGAAACGUUGAAGUCAUAUUAAAUUAUUGUUUCACAAAUAAUUUGCUUAAAAUAACAAAAAUGAAUAGUAUUAAUAUUAGCGUAAAAACUACACGACGCGUCGAAGAAGGUAAGAGCCGUCUAAAUCGCCCAGUGCGGUGAGUUACAAAGUAAAAUAUUAAAAACC
Cinara cedri is the source of this 5205-nucleotide messenger RNA. Lineage: Eukaryota; Metazoa; Arthropoda; Insecta; Hemiptera; Aphididae. The record is from the annotation of a GenBank genome assembly.